GAAUUCACCGUAUCACGAACCCACGCCAAAACUUAGUCACUGUAACUCUGUAACCAUUGAACUUCAAAGCAAGCUAUAACUCAAAAAGUUAAAAAAACAAAAAACAAAAAAGAAGGGGAAAAAGUGAUGGCUUCCAAUGGUUACAGAAAUGGUACGGGUACCAACAAGGGAGCUAUUAAGCCCCCCGCUUCAUCUAAUAUCAGAUCAUCUUCAUUCAAAUCAAGGCUUCCUCCUUCAUCCAAUCACUCGACGGGAUCUGCUCUUCGCCGGACUAGCUCUGCCUCUUUCACCACCGCCGCUGGAGGUGACGGCGUGCCCGGAAGAGUUCGAGUAGCCGUUAGAUUAAGGCCGCGAAAUGCAGAAGAGUCGACUGCCGAUGCAGAUUUUGCCGAUUGCGUUGAACUCCAACCCGAGCUUAAGAGGCUUAAACUUAGGAAGAACAAUUGGGAAUCAGAAACCUACGAGUUUGAUGAAGUGCUUACCGAGUUUGCUUCUCAAAAACGUGUCUACGAAGUUGUUGCUAAACCUGUUGUGGAGAGUGUUCUGGAUGGUUAUAAUGGUACAGUUAUGGCUUAUGGUCAGACUGGAACUGGGAAAACUUUCACUCUUGGACGAUUGGGUGAGGAAGAUACAUCCGCUCGUGGAAUAAUGGUUCGUUCAAUGGAGGAGAUUUUAGCUAAUGUUUCUCCAGAAACAGAUUCCAUCUUUGUUUCUUAUUUGCAGCUUUACAUGGAGACCAUCCAGGAUCUCCUUGAUCCGGCAAAUGAUAAUAUUUCCAUUGUGGAAGAUCCCAGAACUGGAGAUGUGUCCUUACCGGGGGCAACUCAUGUAGAAAUUAAGGAUGAGCCGAGUUUUUUGGAGCUACUGAGGUUAGGGGAAGCUCAUCGAAUUGCUGCAAAUACUAAGUUGAAUACUGAAUCUUCUCGCAGUCAUGCCAUAUUGAUGGUACAUGUUAAGAGAUCAGUCUUGGGAGAAGAAGUUGCCAUUCCAAGUGAAUCAGACAAGUCUUCUCACUUUGUCAAACCUCCAAAGCCUCUUGUCCGGAAAAGCAAGCUAGUAUUGGUAGAUUUGGCAGGCUCAGAGCGUGUUCAAAAGUCAGGAAGUGAGGGACACAUGUUGGAAGAAGCUAAGUCUAUUAACCUGUCACUGAGUGCUUUGGGAAAGUGUAUUAAUGCUUUAGCAGAGAAUAGCGCUCAUGUGCCCAUUCGUGAUUCAAAACUUACGAGGCUACUCAGAGAUUCUUUCGGAGGUACUGCCAGGACCUCAUUAAUUGUUACAAUUGGCCCUUCCCCACGACAUCGAGGAGAGACUGCAAGUACGAUAUUGUUUGGUCAAAGGGCAAUGAAGGUGGAGAAUAUGUUGAGAAUAAAGGAAGAGUUUGAUUAUAAAAGUUUGGCUAGAAGGCUUGAAAUACAGCUGGACAAGCUCAUUGCAGAAAAUGAAAGGCAACAGAAGGCUUUUGAUGACGAAGUUGAAAGAAUAAACUUAGAAGCACAAAACCGUGUCUCUGAGGUUGAGAGAAAUUUCACAGAUGCCUUAGAGAAGGAACGACUAAAGUGCCAGAUGGAAUAUAUGGAAUCAGUUAAGAAGCUGGAGGAAAAGAUGAUAGAAAAUCAACAGAAGCAUCAGCAUGAUGGCUUCAUGAAGGACAAAUGUAAUUGGGAGGGGCCUGGAUUUUCUGAGGACAUUGCUGAGGUAAAAAAACUGUUAGAGAAAGAAACACAUAUGAGAAAGGAAGCUGAAAAGGAGGUCAACAAACUUAAAAGUCAACUAGGACAGCACAUGGAUGCCGGGGCAGGUGGAGAUGCUGAAAUCUUAAAGCUUCAAAUAGCUCUGGAGGAUGAGGUUCAUCAGAAAAAGAAGCUUGAAGAAGAAAUAAUAAUACUAAGAAGUCAGAUGUUACAACUGACUUUUGAAGCCGACCAGAUGAGAAGGUGUCUUGCAAGAGGUGGAUCUGGAAAUGCUUAUCCCGGUUUAGAUUCUCCAAUGUCUCAAGUUAGGGACUCUUUGAGUGGACAUAAGACACCAGUUUCUGCACUAUUUGAUCAAGUUGGAGUGCAAAAGAUAUUGGAUUUGCUUGAGUCAGAAGAUGCUAAUGUACGCAUUCAUGCUGUAAAAGUAGUGGCAAACCUAGCUGCUGAAGAAGCAAACCAGGAAAGGAUUGUUGAAGCUGGUGGUCUUACUUCCUUGCUGAUGCUUCUAAGAAGUUAUGAGGAUGAAACUGUUCGCAGAGUAGCAGCCGGUGCAAUUGCUAAUCUUGCAAUGAAUGAAGCCAAUCAAGAACUCAUAAUGGUUCAAGGGGGAAUCAGUUUAUUGUCUACUACAGCAUCUGAUGCUGAGGAUCCUCAGACUCUACGCAUGGUUGCUGGAGCUAUAGCUAACCUGUGUGGGAAUGAUAAACUGCAAGCAACACUGAGGUCUGAAGGUGGAAUCAAGGCAUUGCUGGGAAUGGUGAGAUGCAGACAUCCAGAUGUUCUUUCCCAAGUUGCUCGUGGAAUUGCCAACUUUGCAAAAUGUGAAUCUCGUGCGUCUACUAAUGGUAUACGAAGCGGGAGAUCACUUCUUAUUGAUGAAGGUGCACUUCCAUGGAUUGUGCAAAAUGCUAACAAUGAUGCUGCACCUAUUAGGCGACACAUUGAGCUCGCACUGUGUCAUUUGGCACAGCAUGAAGCAAAUGCAAAGGACAUGAUAAAUGGGGGUGCCCUCUGGGAGCUGGUUCGCAUAACACGGGACUGUUCUCGAGAGGACAUUAGAAGUCUUGCUCGCCGAACACUGAAUUCGAGCCUGUUAUUUCGAUCUGAAAUGAGGCGGCUAAGGAUAGAGUUGUGAUUGAGGUAAAUUUUUGGGCCUUUUUGUAACCUGUUCUAAAAGUGGGAUGUCAAGGAAACAACAUAUCUCGACACUGUAUAGUCUUAAAGGUUGAGAGAUUGGUGUAAUACCACCCUCAGCGCUGAAAGAGCUUCCACAGGCUUAGGUAAAUGAAUCUGGGGUGGGUUUGUAGUAGUAUUAAUUAUUUAUGCUAGGUUCUUUCGUUGAGCUUAACGUAAGUUUCCGUUGGUGAAAUGGUUGGGAUGAAGAAAAUUUUGUUGGCCAUGUUAAGCCGAAAUUUCAUUUUGUAGUAUGUGUUAAGGGGGGCACUCAUUAAUUAUGUGUUCUUUAAAACUUUUACUAGUCAUUUAUUCUUUAUUUGCCAAUGGCAGUAAAAUGAGUUCAAAGGGUCAAAUAAAAAGCAAGUAAAAUUUAAUUUAAA
Messenger RNA from Gossypium raimondii (Peruvian cotton), 3250 nucleotides. RefSeq names its product kinesin-like protein KIN-UB. The transcript has 19 exons. Gene Ontology annotation, molecular function: ATP binding; microtubule motor activity; microtubule binding. Gene Ontology annotation, biological process: microtubule-based movement. Lineage: Eukaryota; Viridiplantae; Streptophyta; Magnoliopsida; Malvales; Malvaceae. Bases 127 to 2829 code for a protein of 900 amino acids. The record is from RefSeq and is a predicted model, not a curated record.